CAAACUGGAUUCCAAGAAGCAGUGCGUGUCGCGAUUUCAUCGCGGCUACCGGAGGCUUAAAAAAUUUUUCAAGUGUGUGGCGAACCAGUCGCUUACCGUUUCGCCACAGCCGGCAGUAACGGUGGAGGGGCCGGUGUCCAAAAUGUCUCCACCAACGAACGACGUGACCAAUGGUGUGGUUGUGCCACCCAACACCCUGGCGCCCCGGGUUUCGCCGACCACGAACCCGGCCCUUACCACCAACACGCCAACGCACAAGCGCACUCCCAAGGAUUUCAUCUUUGGCAAGGUGAUCGGCGAGGGAAGCUUCUCCACCGUUUACCUCGCCAAGGAUAUCCACAGUGGCAAAGAGUACGCGAUCAAGGUGUGCGACAAACGUCACAUCAUCAGGGAGAAGAAGACCGAGUACGUGCAGCGGGAGAAGGAGGUGUUGAACAUGCUCGCGGGCGCGAAGCAUUCGUUCGUGCGCCUGUUCUGCACCUUUCAAGACUUGGAGAGACUCUACUUCGUCUUAUCGUACGCUAAAAACGGCGAGCUCCUGCCUUACAUCAACAAGGUCGGCUCGUUCGACAUCGAGUGUACAAAGUUCUACUCGGCGGAGAUUCUACGCGGCCUCGAGUACCUUCACGGUCUCGGCAUCAUUCACCGUGACCUCAAGCCGGAGAACAUUUUGCUGGACGAGAAGAUGCACGUGCUCAUCACCGACUUCGGCAGCGCGAAGAUCCUCAAGGACCCGGAGACGGCGGUGACGCACACACCAACCGAUGACCCACAGCAGCAGCAACAACAACAGCAGCAACAACAACAGCAGCACCAGAAACAGUACAGGAGAGAACGCAGGGGUUCGUUCGUUGGUACUGCCCAAUACGUGUCGCCGGAGUUGUUAACGGAUAAAACGAGCAGGGCAUCCGAUCUCUGGGCCCUCGGCUGUAUAGUCUACCAGAUGGUCGCCGGCCUGCCACCGUUUCGCUCCGGCAGCGAGUACAUGAUAUUCCAAAUGAUCCUGAAGCUCGAGUACGAGAUUCCCGAUGGUUUCUGCGAGCUGGCUAGGUCACUGGUCAGUCAGCUUUUGGUACUCGAGCCAUCGCAGAGAUUGGGCGCCUUGGACGAACAUGGCGCCGGUUAUCCUAGCAUCAGGGCGCAUCCGUUCUUCAAGGGUGUCGACUUCGAGACCCUUCACGAGCAGACACCACCGCCUAUCUAUCCCUAUCUGCCCCGUACGUCAGAGCACGAGGAGCUCAGGUCGCAGUACAGGGUUCCCGAUCACCUGGAACCAGGCCUCGACGACAAACAACUGACGAGGCUUCUCGGUCUGGGUAUCGGUGAAGACGAGGAGAACGAGGAAGAGGACGUGACAACCACCGAGCGUGAAAAACCAGCGCAACCCAGCACAGUCGUGGAGAAGCCAAGGAGAACGAGGAUAAAUGCUAUCGAGGGUAACAUCACCGAUCUGACACAGGAUGACAUCAGGAACCGGCUAGAGAAGCAGCGUGCCUCGAACGAAUGGGACGUCUUCGUCGAGGGUAACCUGAUAUUGAAGCAGGGAUUCGUCAACAAGAGGAAAGGCCUCUUCGCCAGACGGAGAAUGCUCCUGCUCACCACCGGACCACACUUGUAUUACAUCGAUCCUGUGAACAUGGUGCUCAAGGGCGAGAUACCCUGGAGCCCGGAACUUAGGGUCGAGCCGAAGAGCUUCAAAAUCUUCUUCGUCCACACGCCAAACAGGUCAUACUAUCUCGAAGAUCCCGAAGGAUUCGCAUUGGAGUGGUGUAGAGCGAUCGAGAACAUGCGACUCCAUUACUACGGCCUGCAGGAGACCCCAGCUUAAACAGAAGACUGAUGAACGUUAGAUCCGUUUUAGAUGGAACAGAUGAAGAGAGAGAGAGAGUGCAGAGGUUUCAUCGAUAUUACGGUAAAGGAAAAUAAAAUGUCCGCGAGGUGCGACGAUCACCGAGAUCUUAGAGGAUCGUGUUUAGCCCAUUCGUGUGGCCAGAGGAGGCGAUUCAAAUACGUUAGAUCGUUUGUUAGCGUGUAAUUCGUCGUUUAGGGGAGAUACAUUUUCUAGGAAAUAAGUUAUAGCGACCUUCUAGCGCGUUCGGAGCGUGUUAUGUACAGCUUUAGGACAAAUUUUCUAGGUAAAAAUUCAAAGUGUUUAUAUUAUAUAUAUUAUAUGAUAACUGGACCUCCGAAGGGUAAUACACACAGGGGGUAUAGGAGGACAAAGAAAAACGAAAAACAUAGAAAUGAAAGGUUUACGCGUAUCGAUAUUAUCGUGCAGUUGCCCGUUUUUUAAAAACCCAGUUGCGUUUCCCUGUAAUAUUUAUUAAUCGUACUCGGGAGAGGUACUAUCUUGAAGAGGCUGCCCGACGGCAUUUUCAAGAGACACGCGAGAACCAACGUAAAGAAAAAUAGCGAAAUUUUUUAGCCAAUGUUUCUCGGCUGUGUUAAUUCACAGCGUUUGCGCCGCACGCUGCUUUGUGACACAACGCCCGUGAUCGAGGUCGCGCC
Molecule: messenger RNA, 2508 nt
Organism: Habropoda laboriosa
Lineage: Eukaryota; Metazoa; Arthropoda; Insecta; Hymenoptera; Apidae
Gene: Pdk1
Product: 3-phosphoinositide-dependent protein kinase 1
Exons: 4
Coding region: 143-1828 (561 amino acids)
Biological process (GO): intracellular signal transduction; peptidyl-serine phosphorylation
Molecular function (GO): protein serine/threonine kinase activity; ATP binding
Source: RefSeq, a predicted model, not a curated record